AUGCCCAAAAUACAAACCAAAAAAUAUUUAACUAAAAACCAAACAACCUCGAAAAAUUUUUCCGAAGACAAUAUUGCAACAAUUAAGGCAGAAUCAGAGAAACCAGAGGAAACAAAGUCAAAACAGAAAACAAGCUCGGCAAAAUGGACAAAUAGCCAACGGCUUCAACUUUUAAAUGCUGUGUUGGAGCAAAUGCCAAGUUUAGACUGGAAUCUGGUCUCUAAUAAGGUUGAGGGUAAAGAUGCCUUGUCUUGUCGUCAACAGUGGAAUCGUAAAUUACUUGCGGACCUGAAAAAGGGAUUGAUUGAUGGAGGAACAUAA
This is a messenger RNA of Ambispora leptoticha, 321 nucleotides long. The record is from the annotation of a GenBank genome assembly. NCBI's taxonomy places the organism in Eukaryota, Fungi, Glomeromycota, Glomeromycetes, Archaeosporales, Ambisporaceae.